AUGAAGGAUGCCAACCUGCGAAAAAGUCAUGUUUUAUCAAACAUCGAUGGUGAUCGCUUCGACUUCAUCAUAGUGGGUUGCGGCACAGCAGGGUCUGUGCUGAGCAAUCGUCUGUCUGAGGUGGCAGAUUGGCGUGUGCUGUGCAUUGAGGCUGGAGGGGAUCCUGCCUUGACAAGUGUGAUACCCGGUGCUUGGCCUCUACUGACGCACGGGAAAAUGGAUUGGGAUUACUACUCGGAGGUGGACGGGAGAGCGUCGCAGGCGCAGCGCGGCGGACGCACGACGCACACCGCCGGGAAAGUGCUGGGCGGAUGCUCUUCGAUUGGACAUCUUUUGAACGAGAGGGGGCCUGAAGGUGAUUACGGUGAAUGGGCUGGACGUGACUAUGACUAUGUGCAGAAGUAUUUCAAGAAGGCAGAAAAAAUGCUGGAUAAAAAGAUAAUGUCCGGCCCCACAUCCGAAUACCAUUGCGAUAAAGGAGCUAUCAGUGCGAAACCUCAAGAAAUUAAUAAUCUUUUAAGACAAAAAAAUAAAGUUAUGCUCAAAGCAUACAAAGAAAUUGGCAUGAACAUUCUUAACGAUCCCUUAAUUCCAUUCCCGAACGGCACCAGUGAAGCUUUCUAUAUGAUUACUGACAAAGCAAGCAGAAGAGCUAGUACGGCAGAAGAAUACUUGCUAUCUUGCAAAGACAGGAAGAAUUUAUACAUAUUGAAAGAAGCGCAUGUGACUAAAAUUUUAAUUGAUAAUGGAGAAGCAAAAGGUGUAACCGUAGAUACUAAAUAUGGUAAAAUUAACGUAUAUGCAAAAGAGGUCAUUCUUUCAGCUGGGGUGUUUAAUUCACCAAAGAUAUUGAUGUUAUCCGGUUUAGGACCAAAGCAAGAUUUAGAGGACCUCGGUAUUCCGGUAGUCAAAGACUUACCAGUAGGACACGGGUUUCAGGAUCAAGUAUUUGCCCCUGUAGUGAUAACUGGGCAGACUGAUCUGACAUCUGGCUUGACGACGGGGCUUUCGACGAAUUUAGCUUCCUUCCCGGGAUCGCUAGUCGCCGGUGCAUUUACUUCUUCAUCGGGAGCUUUGGAUCUAGCACACUACAGCUUGCUAUUUGGAUCUUUCACUCCAUUAUUUUUCUAUGUAAUGUUUGUUAAUUUUAACUAUAACUUAGAGGUUACUAAAUCGUUUUACCUUACGCAGCCUGCGAAAGAAAGAAUGCUCAUCCUCGCUACCUUGAAAAAACCAAAAUCUAGAGGUAGAGUAAGUCUCCGAAGCUCUGAUCCUAGAGAUCCGCCUAUGAUUUAUAACAAUUACUUUGCUGAUCAAAGUGACGUUGACCGAAUGGUGGAGGCUGUUAGAAAGGUAGUAAAAGUUAAAGAUACGUCAUACUUUAAGAAAGCGGGAGGUAGACUCGUUAGACCACCGUUACCAGAAUGUGAUAGACUGGCAUUUGACAGUGACGAAUACUGGGCUUGUUACGUCAAGAACCUGGCUGCUACAUUGUACCAUAGCAGCAGCACGUGUGCCAUGGGAGACGUCGUUGAUGAUGGAUUUAAGGUGAAGGAUAUGAAGAACUUGAGAGUGGUAGAUGCGAGUGCGAUGCCGUCUGUACCCGAGUCGGCGACAGUUCUGCCGACAGUGGUGCUCGCUGAGAAGGCGGCUGAUUUGAUUAAAGAAGAAUAUGGGAAGUUUGAGGGAUAUAAAAAGUUUCCCUGUAACGAUUAA
This is a messenger RNA of Cydia amplana, 1716 nucleotides long. Its product is annotated as ecdysone oxidase-like. Gene Ontology annotation, molecular function: flavin adenine dinucleotide binding; oxidoreductase activity, acting on CH-OH group of donors. The coding region runs from base 1 to 1716 and encodes 571 amino acids. The record is from RefSeq and is a predicted model, not a curated record. The transcript has 4 exons. NCBI's taxonomy places the organism in Eukaryota, Metazoa, Arthropoda, Insecta, Lepidoptera, Tortricidae.